AUGUCCGAAGAUCGCACUGCAAGCCCGGUCAUCCUAUCCAUGGAAGUGGACGAUGAAGAUUCCUUCGAAAACGAAUACCGACUCCGAAUCGGAAACCAAGUCAAAUAUCUCGUCAUUUCUCCUGGAACCUUUGACAGAGAUACACUUUCAUUCCCUAUCCCGUCCCUACCCCGUCUUCCUUGUCAGGAGGAAUGGACUGUAGCCCACAUCUCGAGAGACGAAACCAGCGGCGACUUAAAAACUUCGAUCGCGAACCGAACGCUAGCCGGCGUCAAGUGUCGAUGGCAUCAUACUCAGGUUGAUUGCCUCGAGUUGGAGAAGAUCAAACAGCUCACAGCAAUGGCUUUCGAAGCCGUCUCACAUUCGGUCCUUCCAGUCACCCCAUCUUCAACUAGCAUAAUUGCCAAAAUAGCGCGUUUCGAAUGGGAAAUACCUCGCAUUGAACAAGAAACAAGAGCAUAUCAGUUGCUUGAGGGUUCGGGGCUGGCUCCGCGCUUCCUCGGUCAUAUCCACGAGAACGGGCGCAUUAUUGGGUUUCUCCUAGAGAAAAUAGAGGGACGCUUUGCCUCCUCACAGGAUCUGAGCAUCUGCGAAACAGCUGUGGGGAAACUCCACGAAUUGGGAUUCAAACAUGGGGACGUGAACCGAUAUAACUUUCUCGUCACGGAGGAGGGCGUGAAAUUGCUCGACUUUGAAUGCCUUCUGGAGAAUGCUAGUCCUGAGUCAAUGCGCAAGGAGUUGGAGAGUCUACGUGCCGAGUUGGUUGAUGAGUCAGGACGUGGCGGAGGUUUUAUUUUCCAUGGCGAGAUCGAUUAA
Fusarium sp. VM40 is the source of this 816-nucleotide messenger RNA. NCBI's taxonomy places the organism in Eukaryota, Fungi, Ascomycota, Sordariomycetes, Hypocreales, Nectriaceae. The record is from the annotation of a GenBank genome assembly.